Molecule: messenger RNA, 2329 nt
Organism: Boeremia exigua
Lineage: Eukaryota; Fungi; Ascomycota; Dothideomycetes; Pleosporales; Didymellaceae
Exons: 1
Coding region: 226-2070 (614 amino acids)
Source: RefSeq, a predicted model, not a curated record
GUGUACAUGGCCUUAGCACAGCCUUCUAUCAUUUAGCCAGGACGUAAGUAUGUGAGAGCCGUAGAAUGCAAUUCAGUCAACACACACUACGCCAAGAUAGGGAUGGCGCCCGCAAUGAAGAUCCACCUGGCACGUACCCGUGUCUCAUCUCAACCUCCAGCUCACCCAUAAUGUCUCUCACCAAUCACUGCCAUUGUUCCUCUCCCAUCCGGUCUGACCAAGAGCAUGUCGAGUCCUGCGCGUGACCCUGUGCCAAAAAACUACAAAGACGAAUCCAAUGACGCCCCAAACCGGGAUUCUGCUGAUACGGACAUUGACCUUGAGGAAGCGCAGUUGCUGCUGAGAGAAGAGUUCGAUUUCGAAGACAAUGACCUCGCAACCCACCACCCAACACCCAAGCCGGUGGGCUUCCUGAGCCUACUCGCGGGCCCCCAGCCCCCGCGGCCCCAGAAAAUCACGCCCUGGUUUCCAGCCAUGCAAGACGCGCCCGCGAGACUACUGAAUAAGAUCCUGCCGCGCACAGCGCACCAGAGCCUCUUCCUCAACGCUGUCCUGGUGCUCUGGUUCCUCUUCUUCGUCGGCCUUCUCACCUCCGAACUGCCCACGGUCGACGGCGACGGGAAGCACGUGGUGAACCUCGACUGCACUGACGCCCUCUGGAAGCGCAAGAACGAAUGCGGUCUCGACGGCGUCAACUGCCACCCCUUCGCCAACACGUCGUUUGCGUUCCGCUGUCCCCCCAAGUGCGCGGAUGUGCGGCUGCUCAACCCGCAUGCCGUGGGACCGCUGGAUGUGAAUUACCGGCCGCUGGUUGUGGGGAGUGGGGUGUAUCGCGGCGACAGUUUUGUGUGUGGCGCGGCGAUUCACGCGGGGAUUGUUGAUGGGGGGAAGGGAGGGUGUGGGCGCGUGAGGCUUGUGGGUGAGCAGAGCGGGUUUAAAAGUGAGGAGAAGUUUGGGAUUGAGUCCAUUGGCUUUGAUUCCGAGUUUCCGCUCUCGUUUAACUUCACAUCGGCGGAUGAGGAUGGGUUUCGGUGUAGCGGCGAGCCGCGUUCUGCGCUGCUGGCUAUGUCGCUGCUGGCGACCACUGUGUUGUCGCUUUUCUCGUCGAAGUCGAAGGUUUUCUUUCCGAUCUUUGUUGUCAUUUUCGCGCAUGUCAGUUUCGUGUCCGAUCCACCGCAGGCCUCUUAUCGUAACAUCACGGUUCUUCCCGACCACCUCUCGAUGUUCGCGAAGCGAUUGUUGCCGGCGUUCUUCGUCGCCGUAGUCAUCUGGAAGACUGUGGUGCAGCGCACAUUGUCCGGGCUGGACGCACCUGUUGAGAAGACAGUACUCUGGCUAGGAGGAUUCUGGAUCGGCGCCCUGUCCAAUUAUACGUUUGACUGGAUCCCCAUUUCACGACUCACCGCGCACGACCUGGAGCAGCAACCAGGGGCCAAGCUGGCUCUGGCCGUUAUCAUCGGAGUCAUUCUAGUCAUUGCCGUGGGUCAGAUUUGCUACUUCUGGCUCGAGGGACGGCUGCUGACGUAUCUUGGGCUCUAUGGACUGUUCGUUUUCGGCAUCGUGUUUUGUUUGGCAAUUCCUGGCGUCAAUCUCAGGAUUCACCACUAUAUCAUUGGGCUUUUACUGCUUCCGGGGACGAGUAUGCAGACACGGCCGUCGCUUGUCUAUCAGGGUAUAUUGCUUGGUCUGUUCGUCAACGGAAUAGCGCGCUGGGACUUUGACUCUGUUCUGCAAACCGCCGCGGCGCUGCGAGAAGAUGGCAAAUUCAACUCGGUACUCCCGAUGAUUCUCGAGCCUGCCAUUGCAUACAGCAAUUCGGAAGGCUUCGUGGCAUCGUUCUCUUGGAAGUUUCUACCUGCUGGCGUGGAUGGCAUCAGUGUGUUGGUAAACGAUGUAGAGCGCUACCGUGGGUUCCUCGACGAGAAACCCGACGGCGACAUGUUCAAGUGGCAGCGGUUACCAGCCGAUGGGAUGGACGAUUACUUCCGCUUCGCGUUCAUCCAGAAUGGGCGCACGCUGGACUACUCGAAGGCCGGGACGCUUCGCGUCAAUGGUACCUGGGUGACGUAAGUGUGAUUCUUCAGGGGUCGCUUCAAUCACCGUUUGCACUUCGGGUGUCGUUGCUAUAUGGCAGUCCAAAACGGAAGUAGCAAACGACAGGCAGUCAGGCAACAGCCAAGUGCUGAGAACAAGGGUCAAACACUUUGCAAGUGGCUCAGGGCUGCCGAUCUUUUUCAGGGCUGCGAACCUCACCUCCACACCACUCGGCUCUUGGAAACCGUAACACCAACACCGACAUAAUCGAUAUUGUAAGUCAUGCUGCGCUUCA